Molecule: messenger RNA, 1594 nt
Organism: Prosopis cineraria
Lineage: Eukaryota; Viridiplantae; Streptophyta; Magnoliopsida; Fabales; Fabaceae
Product: riboflavin synthase-like
Exons: 2
Coding region: 506-1348 (280 amino acids)
Biological process (GO): riboflavin biosynthetic process
Molecular function (GO): riboflavin synthase activity
Source: RefSeq, a predicted model, not a curated record
AGCUUUUCCCCUUAUUUCGGCCGGCGAUAAAAGCUCUUCCUUAGACGCCCGCGGCUCCCACUCCGCCACUCUCGCUACGCUUUCCGCUUCGCAUUCGCUGUCUCAACUCCGAAUAAAACCCUCGCCCCUCGGCGUGCCGUCGCCGCCUCCCUCCAUCACUCCUCCGUCGUGCUGCACCGAUCUGAAAUCUCAAGUGCAACUCUCGUCCUCGCUUCUCGACGCCGUUUCUGCCCUGGUCGAGUUUCAGUCUUCACACCGUUCUUGCUCCAGCGUCCAGAUCACCUGAAAUCAAUAGCAACAGGGAGACAAAAUUUUAAGCAGAAAAGCCUUAUCAAGAUUGUGAUUUUUCUUGGUUAACCAAAGAAGACUGUUAUUAUCGACUCGUCAUUACAUUGAAAGUCAAAACUCCAGGAUCAGACUUGGGUAGGAGGAGUUUAGCCCUUACAUUGCUGAAAAGAUUGUGCUGCCACGGUUUUGGACCUUGGAGCUCCGAAACAGAUAAAAAAUGGCGGCUUCAUGCUCUCUCACCUUCUCAUCCAAAACUCCGAGAAUUCUUCCAAUGCAUGGAUUCCUCAAUCCCAAAACCCAGACAUCCAACAUCGAUUGUAGAUUCAACUACAUUACCAAGCCGCCCAUCCUGCGCGCGUUCAUGCCGUUGAGCAAACCCAUAGCCCGUCGUCAAAGCACAAUUCGAUGCCUAUUCACGGGCAUCGUUGAAGAAAUGGGCACAAUCAAGCAGCUACGUGUCGCCGAUCACGGCGGAUUCGACAUGAAGAUAGGAGCAAAAACCGUUCUCGAAGGCGUAAAUCUUGGGGACAGCAUCGCCGUCAAUGGUACCUGUCUUACAGUGACCAACUUCGAUCUGAAGGCCUCUGAUUUCAUGGUUGGGUUGGCUCCGGAGACGCUUAGGAAAACUUCUCUGAUCGAGUUGGAAGCGGGAUCGCUGGUCAAUUUGGAAAGGGCAGUGACCCCCACCAGCAGAAUGGGUGGGCAUUUUGUUCAGGGACAUGUGGAUGGCACAGGGGAGAUUGUUUCGAUGGAUCCAGAGGGAGAUUCGUUGUGGGUCAAAGUGAAGACAACGAAGGAGUUGCUGAAAUUUAUUGUACCUAAAGGUUUCAUUGCUGUGGAUGGGACUAGUUUGACUGUGGUGGAUGUGUUUGAUGAAGAAGAGUGUUUCAAUUUCAUGCUGGUCGCUUACACCCAGCAGAACGUGGUGAUUCCUUUGAAGAAAAUUGGACAGAAGGUAAAUGUGGAGGUCGAUAUUCUUGGCAAAUAUGUGGAGAGACUUCUUAGCAGUGGCUUCGUCGACUCCAUCAAAAAAAAUCCCUCAUAUGCUGAAAGCUGCUGAAUUUUAGCUUUGUGUACAUGGCCUUCCAUUGAACUACAAGCAUGUCUCUAUACCUUUUAGUUGAAAUUGUUAUUUUUAUCACGGAAAAAGAACACUCGUAGAAUAUUUUCUCAACUGUAUUUAGCCUUUAGGUGGCUAAUUUGAACUCCAUUUGACUCAAACUGUGAUAACAUGUUAAUGUGCAUUUUGCAGUGGUCAUGUAAUUUAAGGCAAUGAAUAAAGGGGUGAGUCUUUUGAGCUGAUGAA